Messenger RNA from Culex quinquefasciatus (southern house mosquito), 3171 nucleotides. RefSeq lists its product as uncharacterized. The coding region runs from base 1 to 3171 and encodes 1056 amino acids. The record is from RefSeq and is a predicted model, not a curated record. NCBI's taxonomy places the organism in Eukaryota, Metazoa, Arthropoda, Insecta, Diptera, Culicidae. The transcript is spliced from 2 exons.
AUGGAGCGUCUGCUGGCCAAACUGUCGACGGAGUCAACAGGGGCGACCGGAUCCGCGGCGAAUCGUGGCCAAGCAUGCAGUGUUCCAGUACCCCAGCCGUCGCCGUUGACUCUUGUGGGGGACAUGGCCGAGAACUUCGAUUUCUUCGAGCGCAGCUGGAAUAACUACGUGAAGGCUAGCGGCUUGGACAAAUGGCCGGCAACGGAGGCUCCCCGCAAAGUGAAUAUUCUGCUGACGGUGAUUGGAGAGCAAGCCAGGCGGAAGUUCCACAACUUCGAGUUGACAGAAGCACAGCAAGGAGACCCGAAAGCAGCACUCGAAGCUAUCAAAGCGUUGGUCGUGGCCAAACGGAACAUAAUUGUGGACCGCUUUGAUUUCUUCUCCGCCGCACAAUCAGCUAGUGAGUCCAUCGACGACUUCUGUGCCAGGCUCAAGGCGCUGGCCAAGCUAGCGAAGCUCGGAACCCUGGAACCAGAACUGCUCGCUUUCAAAGUCGUCACAUCCAACAAGUGGUCGCACCUGCGCACAAAGAUGCUGACAAUUUCGGACAUAACCCUCGAGAAAGCCAUCGAUCUGUGCCGUGCAGAGGAGAUCGCAGCUAAACGAUCCCAAGAGCUGGGAGGUUUCCUGCCAACGCCAGAAGUCAACAAGAUCAGCCGAGGGAGAGGUGACCACAAGCAGAAGACGUUGCGCUGCAAGUUUUGCGGAGGCUCUCACGAGUUCACAAAAGGAGCAUGCCCGGCGCUUGGCAAACGUUGCCACCGCUGUAAAGGCAAAAAUCACUUCGAAACAGUCUGCAAAGCUAGCUCGAAGGGUCGGAAGUCGAAGCGAGUCAAGGAAGUGAAAGACGACUACUACUCCGAGUCGGACACAGCGUCCGGCGGCAGUGAAUCUUCCGAAGAGUCUGCAGAGGAGUGCGAGAUUGGCAAGAUCUACGACAAUUCGCAAAACGGCGGUUGCGUUCUUGCUGAACUGGACUUGAAAUUCAACAACUCGUGGGAAACUGUGCUCUGUGAACUGGACACUGGGGCAAAUACCAGCCUGAUUGGCCUGGACUGUCUCAAGAAACUGACUGGAACGGACAAUCCCGCACUGCUGGCGUCGAAAUUCCGCCUGCAGAGUUUUGGUGGAAACCCCAUCACAGUAUUGGGCCAGGUGAAGGUGCCGUGUCGGCGGCCGAACAGGAAGUUUUCGCUGGUUCUCCAGGUCGUUGAUGUCGACCACCGCCCCCUACUGUCGGCAAGAGCUUCACGCGAACUUGGGCUGGUGAAGUUUUGCAACGCAGUUACCUUCGAGGAGCCAGUUCAACCAACACCGCCGUCGCCCCACUCUGAAAAGCUGUUCAACAUUUACCGCGUGAAAGCUCAAGAAAUCGUCAGCAGCCACGAAGGCCUCUUCACGGGCUACGGAAAGUUUUCCGGCACAGCGUCGUUGGAAAUCGACGACAGCGUCACACCGACGAUCCAACCGCCUCGACGAGUUCCGAUCGCGAUCCGAGCAAAGCUGAAGGAAGAACUCGAAAAGCUCGAAAGUGACGGCAUCAUCGUGAAGGAGACGAAACACACCGAAUGGGUAAGCAACGUCGUAAUCGUCCAGCGAGGCUCUGGCUUUCGUAUUUGUCUGGAUCCGGUUCCGCUGAACAAAGCUCUCAAGCGGCCCAACCUCCAAUUCGUAACCCUUGAUGAAGUGCUUCCGGAACUGGGCAAAGCAAAGGUUUUUUCCACGGUCGAUGCCAAAAAGGGCUUCUGGCACGUUGUGCUGGACGAGCCCUCCAGCAAGCUCACCACCUUCUGGACACCGUUUGGGCGUUACCGCUGGAUUCGCCUUCCGUUCGGUGUUGCACCAGCGCCGGAGAUUUUCCAGAUCAAACUCCAGGAAGUAAUCCAAGGUCUCAAGGGAGUUGAAUGCAUCGCGGACGAUUUGCUGGUGUUCGGCGUGGGCGACACGCUGGAGGAGGCCCUAGCUGAUCACAACCGCCGCCUUGAGAAACUUCUUUGUCGGUUGGAACUCCACAACGUGAAGCUUAACAAAGCCAAGCUGAAGUUGUGUGAACGGUCCGUCAAAUUCUACGGUCACGUCCUCACCGAUGAAGGUUUGAAGCCGGACGAGUCCAAGGUUGCUGCGAUACGUGACUAUCCCCAGCCAAAAAAUCGCAAGGAGGUGCACCGGUUUGUUGGCAUGGUCACGUACUUGGGGCGCUUCAUCAACAAUCUCAGCGCCAACUUGACCCACCUACGAAUGCUGAUCCCGGAGUCGGCAACUUGGAAGUGGACAUCUGUGGAAGAGAGCGAGUUCAACAAGGUGAAAUCGUUGGUUUGCGACAUCAAAACACUACGCUACUACGAUGUCAACCAGCCAAUCACCAUUGAAUGUGACGCUAGCAGCAUCGGUCUCGGUGUGGUCGUGUAUCAGCGCGACGAAGUGGUUGGAUACGCGUCGCGAACCCUCACGGCAACUGAAAAAAACUACGCGCAGAUCGAAAAAGAACUCCUGGCGAUACUUUUUGCCUGUACCAGAUUCGACCAGCUGAUAGUUGGAAAUCCAAAAGCGACCGUCAGGACCGACCACAAGCCACUGGUGAACAUCUUCAAGAAACCGCUUUUGUCAGCACCACGGCGGCUGCAACACAUGUUGCUCAACCUACAGCGGUACAAGCUGUCAACGGAGUUCGUUACGGGAAAGGACAAUGUGGUUGCGGAUGCUUUGUCACGUGCACCAGCCGGCGGAGCAGAAGGAGACGACUUCUACAAAAAGCAGGACAUCUUCAAGAUCUUCGAAGAAAUCCACGAGGUGAAACUCAGCAGCUUCUUAGGUGUGUCGAGCGCCAAACUGAACGAUCUCAUGCGGGAGACUGAAAAGGACACCCCACUCCAGCACGUCAUCGGCUACGUUCGAGGUGGAUGGCCUGCCUCUGCCGAUCAAGUUCCGGACGCCGUCAAAAUCUUCUUUGGAUAUCGGCAUGAACUGUCUACCCAGGAUGGGCUGGUCUUCCGCAGUGACAGGAUUGUGGUCCCAUAUAUCCUCCGCCGGAAGAUGAUCGAGAGUUGUCACGCAAGCCACAACGGCAUCGAAGCAACACUACGGUUGGCAAGGGCGAACCUGUUCUGGCCGGGCAUGACGUCAGAGAUCAAGAACGCGGUGAAAGGAGCGGCGUCAAGCACAAGUUCCUGA